Pseudomyrmex gracilis is the source of this 1200-nucleotide messenger RNA. RefSeq lists its product as uncharacterized. Lineage: Eukaryota; Metazoa; Arthropoda; Insecta; Hymenoptera; Formicidae. The coding region runs from base 293 to 1123 and encodes 276 amino acids. The record is from RefSeq and is a predicted model, not a curated record. The transcript has 3 exons.
ACAUUCGAGGUGUACUAAAAUGGAAUGUGAUGGUGCUGUUCGGAAAUACUAUUCAGGUGCACUUCAGGAGGUAACUUUUCCACCUUAAAAUUUCAGGGUGGAUUUGAGUAACUUCUACAUUUGGCGGGAAUUUACAUCAUACGUACAUGAGGUAGAUCGUCGAUACAUAAUCUGUGUUCCAAUAUUCACUGCCACUACUGAAAAUUUAGUACUGGCAAUGAAAAUUGGAACCCAGCCGUAAUAUUUGUCGUUUGCACAAAAAAAAUACAUAGAUUGGAUUAAAGAAACAGCAAUGGAUAUUAUAACCUUGUCCAAAGAAAGACAUAGAUUGUGUACAGAUACAAACAAUCAGCCAAUGUAUGAUCCUCAAGGAUUUUUAAUAAUAUUUGACGUAAUAGAUAACAAGUUAAUAUCAGUGCCUGUUUCGGAAGAAUCUUUGACAUUUUUCGACUUACAACAAGUAGUUCUAAACACUGAUAAACCCGAAAACUGUGAUCUUGAGUCCAGCAGUACAUUUACAAGUAUUCAAUCAAUUCAACACGCAUCUUGGAAGGAUCACAAUGCCGUAAGGCGAUUAAUUUAUGCCUGGAAAGAACAUGAAAAAGAUUUUAAAAGUGGAAAAUAUAAGUCUUCCGAGGUGUGGAAAAAUAUUGCCACUGUUCUUCAAAAUGAAAAUAAGCUGUGGAUAUAUACUGGCGUACAGUGCGAAAACAAAUUUAAAGAACUACGCAAGAAAUAUUGUAAAGUUAAAGAUCACAACAAGCAAUCAGGCAAUAAUCCAAUUACUUGUAAAUUUUUUGAUGAAUUUGAAGAAAUAUUAGGAGAUAAACCAUAUGUCCAACCUGUGGCCUUAGCCUCCAAUUUAAAAAAACGACCACCAAUGUCCAGUUCUCAAGAGAGUGAUAUAGAAAGUACAUCUGAUAAAGAUGAAUAUGAUAAAAAGAAAAAAGUGAAAAAAACCAGAGUUCAGAAAGAGUUGAGCGAAUGGUCUGCUGCUUUACGUGAAGAUGCUAAGCGUUGGGAGGAAGCAAAAGAACGGCGUCACAAAGAGAUAAUAACAGCAUCUGAUCGAGCAAUUGUUGUGUACAAAGAAAUGAUGGAGAAACUUAUUGACAAGUUAUAAGAACUGAAUAUAUAAUUGCGAGAAGUUUUAUUACAAGUUCCAAAGAAAAUCUGUGAUGUCACAUUUUAUUUUAAUAA